Zasmidium cellare ATCC 36951 is the source of this 702-nucleotide messenger RNA. RefSeq lists its product as uncharacterized. The transcript has a single exon. Lineage: Eukaryota; Fungi; Ascomycota; Dothideomycetes; Mycosphaerellales; Mycosphaerellaceae. The record is from RefSeq and is a predicted model, not a curated record. Bases 1 to 702 code for a protein of 233 amino acids.
AUGGUUGACCAGAUCCCCGAAUCAGAAAUCUGGGCCAGCAGGAGCAACGUCCUGUUUGCGCGGAGUCAACGAGUGCUGCAGUCAUGGAUCCCCUCCAACCAAAGCAACAACCAGCAAGACGAGGACGAUGAGAGCGACUUCAAAGGGACACGGGAUGCUGCUGGCGUGGGCGCCGUCAACCAAGAUGAAGACUCCGAGCUGGACGGCAUCCUGAGGCGCAAGCGAACCGACAACGACAAGCUGCUCGAACAUCUCAUAGGCAAAAAGGCCGCCGAAGCACGGAGGAAGUCGCAAAGAGCAGAUGCUGGCAAGAGCAUGUCCUUGUCCAAGCAUGCUGCUCCCAAGCCCAUCACAUCGACGAGCGGCAAGGUCAGAGUGGCAUCUCGAGCACAGGAUAGUGAGGAUGAGGAGGAGGAAAUGGGCAGGGCAGCAACUUUCACAUCCAAGCAGAGGAGGGAUGCCAAAACUCCCGCAUAUGCAACGGCUGGUGGGCAGGCAGAUGUCGAGGUGGAUGCUGAUGCUGAGCCACCGGAUCCAAGGGAGGAACUUGCGACGGUGAAGGAGCUGGUGAAGCAGGAUGAAGAGCAAGACACGAAGCCAAAGAGGCGGAAAGUGGGAAGUUAUCUGGAUGAGGUGCUGGCGCAGAGUGGGAAGAAAGGCAAGAAGAAAAAGAAGAAGACGAAAGGGGGGGAAGGUGGAUGA